Cornus florida is the source of this 4738-nucleotide messenger RNA. RefSeq names its product protein OBERON 4. The record is from RefSeq and is a predicted model, not a curated record. The transcript is spliced from 2 exons. Gene Ontology annotation, cellular component: nucleus. Lineage: Eukaryota; Viridiplantae; Streptophyta; Magnoliopsida; Cornales; Cornaceae. The coding region runs from base 765 to 4364 and encodes 1199 amino acids.
ACAAUAACUUUUUUCCGAGUAAAUACAAAACCUCGCUCUCUCUUUCUCUCUCUCUCUCUCUUCUAAUUUUUUCUCUCUCUAGAUAGGAAAACCACAACCCGGCAUUUGCUACCAUCGCUCGCCGGAAUACAUCCGCCGGUUAUAUACCGACAAGCUUCUCCGACAGUUCCGGUUAAUCACUUACUCUUACCUUUGCCUCUGGUAAACUCUUCUUUUAUCUUUCAAAUCAGAGUUUUUUUUAUCAUUUAGCAGUUUCAAUUUUUGUACCUAAUUCUUGAAGUAAAGUUAGGGUUUCAAAGCUCGUCCCUUUUCUGUUGCUGUAAAUAUAGAUUGAUUAUGCUGUGCUGUGUGAACUGGAUAUGGAGCUAUUCUGAUCUGUAGGUGUUGGCGGUGAUGAUUUUGAUUUAUUUGGAAUCUAGGGUUUUGAGCUCAAUCAUUGAUUGAUGAUCCGUUUUUGGUUAAUUAUUUUUGGGGGGAUUGAGAUCAGUGAUUGGACUUUCUCUUGCUUCAGCUGGAGAGUAGGGAAUCUGGGGUUUGAAGUUGUUUAGCCUGUGUUUGGUGGGUGUCUUAUUGGUAAUGUAUGGCUGUUUUAUAUGCGAUUAAAUCAAAGCCAUGAGAUCAGUAGGUGAUGCUGGUUUUUUAAUGGUUUAAGAUGUGGGUAUUUUUGCAGAUUGAGGUUAGAACUGCAAUAUCAAGUUCAGGUUUAGUAACUUUAUUUUGAUGUUCUGUUUUUGGUCCUAUUUGGCUGUUUUUGUUUAUCAAGCAUGAAGAGGUUGAGGUCAAGUGAUGAUCUUGAUUCAUUUGGAGAUAAGGGUGUUUCUAGAGAUUGGGGAAGAAGGGAUGACGAUUCGAGUUUAAGUAGGUCUCUGUCUUAUCGAAGCUAUUACAAGUCUGAAAAUGGAAGAAAGGGUUUGUCCUCUUCAUCGUCUCGGUAUGAUAGGUUAGAAGAUGAUCGUGAGAGUUCUAGACCAGUUCGGAAGCGACCGGAUUAUGAUGUCGACAACUAUGAUAGGAGAAAGAGUUAUGAUCGGUACAGGGACAUCAGUGACCGAGGGAUUCUGAGCUCUUCGCCACGUGGUGGAUAUGGUGGAGAUCGGAUUCAUCGAACAGAGAGCUUUUCUGGGCCAAGGAGGGAAUUUCCGAAAGGGUUUAGAUCAGAGAGGGACCGGUCACGGAGAGAGGGGAGUGUUUCUUCGUGGCGGAGAUUUGGAGGAGGAAAAGAUGUUGAUGAAAGUACCAGGACUGUUGGCGAGUUUGUUAAAGGAAGUAGAGUGGCAUCAGAUGAUAUUGGGAAGGUGAGAUCUCCACAAGGAUUAAGAGAUGCAAAAUCACCUGCUUGGUCCAGAGAUGCCAUAUCACCUGCUUGGUCCAGAGAUGCAAAAUCACCUGCUUGGUCGAAGGACUCUGGAAGCGAGCAAUCUAAGAGUGUUGAAGUGAAGAAGAGUGAAGAUUUGCAGGUAGAGAGUGGCAAUACCAGUGAAAUGGAAGAAGGGGAGCUGGAACCUGAUCCUGAACCUGUUCUUGAAGUUGAGCCUGUAGCUGAAGAUCAAGCUUCUGUCGGUUUCAACUCCGAUAAGAAGGAGCUUGAGAGUGAGCAUCUGGAUGAGAACAAACGUUUAGAGGAUGGUUCAAAAUCAUCAUCUGAAGAAAAUAUAGAGCUAAAUAAAAGUAGUGUUUCUGUGGAGAAACCAAAAGAUGGAUCCUUGGAACCUGUUCAAGAUGUUAAGGAAGUCAACUGUAUACCGGAUUGUCAGGGCAAUUUAAUCCACGAGACAAGCGGCUGUGGAGAUGUAAUUGGAACUGCAGCUGACGAUGAAGGUGGUAAAGUUGAAGAGAGUGCCAGGGAAAACAGCAAUCCCGAGAAGGAAGAAAGCAAUGAUAGAUUUGCCGAGAAGUCGCCGCAUUUGGAAGAGAAACACAAGGAAGACAGGGAUAUAGAUCUCGAUGUCAAGGCAGAGAAUAUGGAUUUAGCUGAACCAAGUAAGAAAGUCGCAGAGGAAAAUCGAGCAUCUGAAGUUGUUUUAUCACUUGUAACGGAGGAAAUAACCCAAAAUUUCAAGGACAAAGGAAAAAAUGUGGCUGUUUUGCCUUCUAAUGUCACUUAUUCUGCAGAAGAUGGUGUGAAGAAUGAAAGAGAAUCCGGAGGCCUUUUAACGCACAGGGAUAGUGAGAUGGAAGGACCCAGUACCAGGGGCUUUGAGUUGUUCUUCACUGACCCUGUUAGAAAGCUGGAGAAAGCAGAUUCAUCUGGUGUUACUAAGCCCAGAGAUGAAAACUUGGCACUCGAACCGCUUGAACUUUCUCUUAGCUUACCGAAUGUUUUGUUGCCCAUCGGUUCCCACUGUAUGGCGCAAGCUCCUGGUUCCCCUAGUCAUGGGAGGAGUGUUCAGUCCUUUCCCAGCACAUUUCGUACCAAUUCUGAUGGAUUUGCUGCUUCAAUGUCUUUUUCAGGUUCUCAACCCUUUACCCACAACCCAAGCUGUUCCCUAACACAGAAUUCAUUCGACAAUUAUGAACAUUCAGUUGGUAGUCGUCCUAUAUUUCAGGGAGGGGAUCAAGUGUCCCCUUGGCAAGGUCAGUCUUCAAAUGAACAUAAAAACAAAGAAGCUCCAAUGUAUCAAAGGAUAUCAUCCAACGGAAAUGGCAUAUAUCAUCAAUCUCAAGCAUCACAAGGUAUUUUAAAUGGUCAAGCUGUGCAUGGACAGCAUAUUAGAGUUGCAGAAGGAAGUUCAAGAAUACCUGUUGGACUGGAUCGGCAGUUAAGUAUUCAUAAACAGUUAUCAGGAACACAGUCGAGGCACCAGAAUGACGUUAGAUCCCCUUCACAGAGUGUUGGGUCUCAUGAAACUGGAUCAGAAUUUAGCAAAGACAAGAAGCGGGUCAUGAGAGAGAAAAAUGGUGGUAGUUUAUACAAGAGCAGUAACCAGAACGGAAAAGGGCAACUUUUGAUGGGUGGAGCUGAUUUUGUUGACCGUUACAUCACCAUGAUUGUUUCUGAACCACUACAUGUAAUGGCUAGGAGAUUUAACGAAAUGACAGGAGAAUCUGUAGCAUGUUUAAAGGAGGCUGUCCGAGAUAUCAUUCUGAGUCCGGGAAAGCAGUGGCAACUAUGUGCAUUACAGAAAGCAUUACAAAACAGAGCUGACAUUACCUUGGAGAUGCUACAGAAGUCCCAUCGAGCUCAAUUAGAAAUCUUGGUGGUUCUGAAAACCGGUCUUCAAGAAUUCUUUCAAAGAAAUUAUGACAUACCAUCUUCAGAUUUGGCAGAGAUCUAUCUGAACUUAAGAUGCAGAAAUCUCACUUGUCGGAAUCUUUUGCCUGUGGAUGAAUGUGAUUGCAAGAUUUGUGUCCAGAAGAAUGGUUUCUGCAGUGCUUGUAUGUGUCUCGUAUGUUCCAAGUUUGACAUGGCAUCUAAUACAUGUAGUUGGGUUGGGUGUGAUGUAUGUCUUCAUUGGUGCCAUGCGGAUUGUGCAUUACGCGAGUCUUAUGUAAGAAAUGGUCGUAGUGCGACUGGGGCUCAGGGAACAACAGAGAUGCAGUUCCACUGUGUUGCCUGUGAUCAUCCUUCUGAGAUGUUUGGUUUUGUGAAGGAAGUUUUCCAAAAUUUUGCAAAGGAUUGGACAGCUGAAACUCUUUCCAAGGAACUUGAAUAUGUCAGAAGGAUUUUCUGUGCCAGUGAGGAUGUGAGAGGGAAACGACUGCAUGACAUUUCUGUUCAAUUGUUGUCAAGAUUGACAAAUAAGUCUGAUCUUCACGAGGUUCGAUUUCGCAUCAUGGGUUUCCUUACUGGAACUGAUUCCUUCAAGUCUGGCAACACGCCCAUUGUGUCUGGAAAGGAGCUAUUCAUCAAGAAUCACGGAGAAGGGAAUAAUGGGAUUACUGGGCCCAGCCAAGAAGCUUUAUGGCUAAAAUCUGUUUAUUCAGAAAAAGCUUCUCAGUUGGAAAAAGAUGCUGGUUUACUUACCAGCUUUGAUCAUGGCCUGAAAGAUAAACGCACUGUGAUCUCAGAUUUGCAAAGGAGCACCCAAAAGGAACCCAUUUUUGAUGAAUUAGAGAGCAUUGUGAAAAUCAAACAUGCAGAGGCUAGAAUGUUCCAGACACGCGCUGAUGAUGCAAGAAGAGAAGCUGAAGGCCUGAAACGCAUUGCAAUUGCCAAGAAUGAAAAAAUCGAUGAAGAGUAUACAAGUCGGAUCAGAAAACUGCGAUUGGCUGAGGCUGAAGAAAUGCGCAAACAAAAAUUUGAAGAGCUGCAGGCUCUAGAACGAGCUCAUCUUGAAUACUUCAAUAUGAAGAGGAGGAUGGAAGCAGAUAUUAAAGAUCUUUUGUUGAAAAUGGAAGCUACAAAACGAAACCUUGCCAUGUGAAAAAAGGAAUAAAUAAAUCAAUCAAAUUCCGGGAGGCUUCAUGAAGCGCUUCUUUAGGAUGAUCAGCAGAGUAUUUCUUAAGAACUAUUAUCAGCAUCAUGGGUAACUUUUACUUUCAGACACUGAGUUUUCAUAUGCUUGUGUUAUUUAGUAGUCCACGUAAUGUUAUCAUUGUUUUUAGGCUGUAUCUUUUAAUUUAGUUUUCUUACUGUGCACUGCUAACCAGAAUAUGUACAGAGACUGCUGCAUAUCUCUUUAUGUUACAAAAGAUAGCCAGUGGUGGUCGCAAUCUAGAAAGAGAAAUUUAAAUCAAGUUUUUGUUACUUGAAAGACAUAUUGGCUAUACAAUUGCUUUUUUGGUGUUCUUUGAUAAA